CGUAGUAAAGUUCUGAGUUGUUGCUUGCUUACGUUCGGAGAUGAGUGGGUCGGGCCUGUCAAAUAGAGUUUAGAGUUAAGACUCCUUUGAAGCUUGCUAUCAAAUUAAAAUCAUCAUGGACGAUGGCCAGACAAGUAAAAUACAAUUCUUAAGAGAAAGGAUAAAACUUGACCCGCUUGCUGUCGAUGUGCAAUGGAGCUUGUUUUCGUCGGCAGCAAACAGUUACCGAUUUGACACCGUCCUUCGACCGUUCCCUCCGAUGUUCAUGAGCUCUGACAACGAAAAAGAUACAAAAUCUCUCGAGGGGCAAUGCGUGAUAUUCCAAAUGUGCAGAGAGUGGGUUCCUCAUUAUCAUCACUUCCCAGCAAGACCAUUGACUUGAUUCACUGGGUGUUAGACUCAAAGUCGUUCACCCUCACAGCCCUUGACAAGGCUCAGUUUGCAGAGAUCCAGAAAAUGACUGGUCACACAACAGAGGUGCCAUCUCCCAACUUCAUCUUUGAGGUGACACCCAGUGAAACAAAUGAUGCCAAAUUUCAACUUGUCCGCAACAACAGAAAAGUUUUCUUUGCCUAUCAUGGAAGUCGUAUAGAAAACUUCCAUUCUAUUCUGCAUAAUGGUCUAGCAUCUCAUAUGAAUAAAGUGUCAAUGUUCGGUGAGGGUACAUACUUGUCUGGUGAACUGGCAGUGUCAAUGACCUACAGCCCUACAGGCUUAACCUGGGACAGCAGCGAACUGGGGGACAAACUGGGAUGUGUAGCUGUGUGUGAGAUGAUCGACGACUCCAGUGUCAAAUGUCAGGAGAAGACAGGAUCUGAGGAUGGUGUAAAGAAGUCUCGAGCACGUGUGGCUGGCAGCAUGGCAGGGGAUGUUCCAGAGAAGUACUACGUGGUCCGGAACAAUGAGGUCAUGCGUGUUCGUUACCUACUAGUGUAUGCCGAGAAGACAAAACCUAAACAGCUGGGUGUGAGCAGAGGUCACAUGACCUGGUUUCAGCAGAACAAGUUCCUGGUGAUGAUGUCUGUCUAUGUGCUCCUCCUCCUGGCCAUUGGUCUGGCCAACUCCAAGUCUCUUCAGUACCAGCUGAAGCGAAUCUUCAGAUAACACCAGCCUAUGUCCUAGUUGAAUACAUGAUGUGUGUAGACUGACAGCCUGGUGUUCCUGUGUGUGGACUAACAGCCUGGUGUUCCUGUGUAUGGACUGACAGCCUGGUGUUCCUGUGCGUUCAGGGCUGUAAACACACCAACACUGUUAUGCCCAAUGUUAAAUGUGUACAGUGUUGUCAUUGCCAUCUUUUGUAGACAUAUUGUAUGAUCUACAAACAACAUCACAUGUUUCUGACUCAAAGAAUUCAUGAAUAUUCGUUCUUUAAAAAUGUUAAUUUGGGGAUUUCAGCUUUAAAAGAUGAUUUUUUUCCUGAUGAUUGGUGUAUUUUUUAAGUGUCGUUCUUGACUGUGGAAGUUAAUGAGUGUAUUUCACAUUAUAUUGGCUGGGUUAUUCAUGGACUUCAUGUCAGUUUCACAUCCAGCUGCCAUAUUGGUCUGGAGAAGAAAUUUGUUUUACAUGUACAUUUGAUUUAAAUGGGGCAUGAGUAAAAAAUCAGUAGUACCAUGAAUUACCUGAACUUAGUAAUGGUAACAGUGGAUAUAAUCUCCUAGGUGUAGAUGCCACAGCUAAGCCUUGAUGGUUGGCAUGACCUGUUGAACUGUUCUCUGAUUCACACAGGGCAUCAUGUCCGAGUCAGUGCUGCUACAUGGCUAUAUAGUGAUGACAUGAUGUGGUCAUGUAGCGUUGAAAUUCACCAGUAGACAGAUGGAACAUAUUUUGUUGACACAAUGUUAUUUGUUAUGUUACGAGGGCAUUAACAUGGUUGAGUACUUAAUUCUGACGUGUGCAAUGCAGGAUCUAAAUUAAUCACAUUUUUAAUAGGAUGUUUCCUAUCAGUUUCUCUGCAUGAUUUCCAGUGUCUGGCUUAAAGGUGACCAGGUCUCCACUAUCCAGUGUCUGGUGUAAAGGUGACCAGGUCUCCACUAUCCAGUGUCUGGUGUAAAGGAUACUGGGCCUCCACUAUCCAGUGUCUGGUGUAAAGGAUACUGGGCCUCCACUAUCCAGUGUCUGGUGUAAAGGAUACUGGGCCUCCACUAUUCAUGAUGCAUGACUUGAUUCUCUCACACUGAGAUUAGCUCUAGCUGAUUCAUGGAAAUCUGGGUCAAUGAGUAGCAAUGACUGUUUACAUGAUGAAGAUCUGGGUAUACGUUGCUGCUGGGGUUGAGCAUGUUCAUUCCCGGUAUCACCUACUGGAUUAUUGCCAAAUAUAUUUUACAACCAACUCUAAUCACUUAAUCACUAAGUAUGUGCAGUGAUGCUGCUGACCUGGUCAGUGUAUAAAUGUGUAGCAUAAACUAUUUGUUCUACAAUAUCUUAAAAGUUUUAAAUUUCCACAAACGACCAGUGAUUUUGGAGAAAUAUUUGUGUACAGACACAGACAGUUAUCUUUCUUCCAAGCCAGGAAGGGCGGUGGGGUAGCCUAGUGCUUUAAGCAUUAACUUUGCUUUACAUGCCGAAGGCCCAGGUUCGAUUCCCCACAUGGGAAUCUACUUAUCUACAAUGUUAAAUGUAGUGAAGUGCCUCUUUCUUUGAAUAUUGACUUUUACUUGUAACCAUGGCAACAGGUUCUAUGUGAAACAUUUUGACAUGACUGUGAUUCGUACUUAACGGGUUUAUCAUGGAUUUCCAGUGCUUUCAGUUACACAAUGCUCAUUAUGUCGGUGGUUGUUAUAGUUUGUGUUGUCAACAGAUGGCAUCUGCUGCUUGGUUCAUUCAUGGUAUUGCAGUUGGUUUAUGAUUUUAGUUUAUUAUUUGUAGUUUGACCUAUACCACUCAAUGGAAGUUAAGGGUGUGAUUCAUUCAUAUUACUGGCCUGACAGGUUAACUAAACUAUGUUAACGAAUCAGGUGUUCCUUAACUAUUUUUGAGUAGUAUAUGUUGUGGGACAGUGACUGUCAUGUGGCAUGGCACAGUAUCUCUUUAAGUUGUGCAAUAGUGACAGAAAUCUCACCAAAUGGUAGUGUAUAAGUGUAUAGUGUAUGAUAAGAUCUUCAUAUAUUUUUUCAUCAGAGCAUUGAACAAAAAUGGCCACAGAUAUUUUCCUAGUGUACUGAUUUGUCCAGUUAUCUAAAAUGUACACAUAUUUCUGAUUUAUCCUGCAUUACUCCUUAAUGCAUUUACUGCUUUCCUUUGACAAGACGAAGCUGUGUGAUGGAAUCAUCGAAGAGAAGUUGUUCCAACUAAGCGAGCCACCAUACUGCCAUCGCACUGCGCCAAUGAGACCUGGAAAGGGCUGACAUCACGUAUCUUCACAUUACUGCUUGUCACCAGCCUGAAAGGCUGUGCGAUUUUUUGCUGGGAUUAAACUUGCGACUUAA
This is a messenger RNA of Haliotis rubra (blacklip abalone), 3425 nucleotides long. Its product is annotated as protein mono-ADP-ribosyltransferase PARP16-like. Gene Ontology annotation, biological process: endoplasmic reticulum unfolded protein response. Gene Ontology annotation, molecular function: kinase binding; protein serine/threonine kinase activator activity; NAD+ poly-ADP-ribosyltransferase activity. Bases 310 to 1104 code for a protein of 264 amino acids. Lineage: Eukaryota; Metazoa; Mollusca; Gastropoda; Lepetellida; Haliotidae. Gene Ontology annotation, cellular component: endoplasmic reticulum tubular network; membrane; nuclear envelope. The transcript is spliced from 9 exons. The record is from RefSeq and is a predicted model, not a curated record.